This is a messenger RNA of Syngnathus acus (greater pipefish), 3398 nucleotides long. Its product is annotated as metabotropic glutamate receptor 8-like. Gene Ontology annotation, molecular function: group III metabotropic glutamate receptor activity. Lineage: Eukaryota; Metazoa; Chordata; Actinopteri; Syngnathiformes; Syngnathidae. Gene Ontology annotation, biological process: regulation of synaptic transmission, glutamatergic; G protein-coupled glutamate receptor signaling pathway. The coding region runs from base 415 to 3228 and encodes 937 amino acids. Gene Ontology annotation, cellular component: membrane. The transcript is spliced from 10 exons. The record is from RefSeq and is a predicted model, not a curated record.
GUGCACUCGUGUUGUGUCGCGUCGCUCGCACGCACGAGCCAAUCCCCCUCUUGCAACACACCGUCCGGCGGGUCCGAAGAGUGCACGCAGUCUCCGUUUUUCUUUUUGCACGUCAACGUGUGCUUUUGUGAUUUUUGUCUUGGUUUUUGGCAGCGGUGGGAGAAAGGAGCUGGGCAGGCAGGGAGGAAAGUAUCAACGGCGUGUGAAACUCCGGAGAAGCAGGAGGGACGCGAACGCAACGCAACGCACCGCACCGUUGGAUCCAUUUACAGGAAGUGGGUCCAAAAUGUCCAACAACGGAAGCAGAAGGCCAGUAGAAGGCGACGGUCCCUGUUUUUAGAACCCCCACUUUGGAUCCUCCAUGGUCCCCUGGCCGGGCGCUGGCCGACGAAUCGAGUGAGUGACCGCACCAAGAUGGCGGUCAGCAGGUGCUACUUGCUGCCGGCAUUCUUGAUGAUGAAGAGCUGCUUGCUUGCGGGCUCCGCCGUCCCGUCCCCUGAUGCGGACCCGCAGCAGGAGUUGGCCCACUCCAUUCGCCUGGACGGAGAUAUUAUCCUGGGCGGGCUAUUCCCUGUGCACGCCCGGGGCGAGCGGGGGCAAUCCUGCGGAGAAGUGAAGAAGGAGAAGGGCAUCCAGCGUCUCGAGGCCAUGUUGUUUGCCAUUGACCUGGUCAACAAAGACCCCGAGCUGCUCCCCAACGUCACGCUGGGCGCGCGCGUCCUGGACACGUGCUCGCGAGACACCCACGCCCUGGAGCAGUCGCUCACCUUUGUGCAGGCGCUCAUGGAAAGGGACACGGGCGACGUGCGCUGCGCCAACGGACAGACGCCCGUCUUCGCCAAGUCCGACAAGGUGGUGGGCGUCAUCGGGGCGGCGUCCAGUUCCGUCUCCGUCAUGGUGGCCAACAUCCUUCGACUUUUCAAGAUCCCUCAGAUCAGCUACGCCUCAACGGCCCCGGAGCUGAGCGACAACACUCGCUACGACUUCUUCUCGCGCGUGGUUCCUCCGGACCCGUACCAGGCUCAGGCUAUGCUGGACAUCGUCACGGCCAUGGGCUGGAACUACGUCUCCACGCUGGCUUCCGAAGGGAACUACGGCGAGAGCGGCGUCGAGGCCUUCGCUCACAUCUCCAGAGAGUCGGGUGGCGUGUGCAUCGCGCAGGCGCUGAAGAUCCCGCGCGAGCCCAAAGCGGGCGAGUUCGACAGGAUGGUGUUGCGGCUGCUGGAGACGCCCAACGCCCGCGCCGUCGUCACCUUCGCCAACGAGGACGACAUCCGCCGCAUCCUGGACGCGGCCAAGCGCCACAACCUGACGGGUCACUUCCUGUGGGUGGGCUCCGACAGCUGGGGCUCCAAAGUCUCCCCCGUGCUGCGCCAGGAGCUGGUUGCCCACGGGGCCGUCACCGUCCUGCCCAAGAGGGCGGACGUCCACGGUCAGAAUGCCAAAACCUUCUCCAGCACCGCCUUGCCAGAAAGCAAAGCGGCUGAGCGGCUCGCCGCCGCCGUCUUUUGUGUCUUAGCCUUCGAUCGCUACUUCAAGAGCCGCUCGCUGGCCAACAACCGCCGCAACGUUUGGUUCGGCGAAUUCUGGGAGGAAAACUUCGGGUGCAAGCUGGGGACGCACGGCAAGAAGACGGGAGCGGCCAGAAAGUGUACAGGCUCGGAGAAGGUGGGCCGCGACUCCUCGUACGAGCAGGAGGCCAAAGUGCAGUUUGUGAUGGACGCCGUGUACGCCAUGGCGCACGCCUUGGACCGCCUCCACCGCCAGCUGUGUGCCGGCCACGCGGGUCUGUGCCCCCGCAUGGCCCACGUCGACGGCAAGGAGCUGCUGACGCACAUCCGCGCCGUCCACUUCGACGGAAGCGCCGGGACGCCGGUGACGUUCAACGAGAACGGCGACGCCCCCGGCCGCUACGACGUCUUCCAGUACCAGAUGGACGAGCACUCGGGCCCCGAGUACAAGGUCAUUGGGCAGUGGAGCCAUCAGCUCAGCCUCAACAUGUCGGCGCUAAAGUUCGAGCCGCGGGGCGCCCCUGGCGCGCCCCCUCCCGCAUCGUCGUGCAGCGCGCCGUGCGGGCCGGGCGAGCGCAAGAAGGCGCUGAAGGGCGCGGCGUGCUGCUGGCGCUGCCAGCGCUGCCAGGGCUACAGCUUCCUGGCCGGCCCCUUCGCCUGCCGGCCGUGCCCUUACCGGCAGCGGCCCGACCGCAACGGCGCCGGCUGCCGUCCCAUCCCGGUGGCGCGGCCGGAGUGGCGCUCGCCCUGGGCGCUGGUGCCCGUCCUGGUGGCCGCGCUGGGCAUGUCGGCCACCGGCGCCGUGGCGGCCGCCUUCCUCCGCCACAACGACACGGCCGUCGUGAGGGCGUCCGGGCGGGAGACGAGCUACGUGCUUCUGACGGGCAUCUUCCUGUGCUACGCGGCCACGUUCCCCAUGGUGGCGCCGCCCGGCGUGGCCGUGUGCUCGCUGCGCCGCGUCUUCCCGGGUCUGGGCUCGUGCCUGAGCUACGCGGCUCUGCUGACCAAAACCAACCGCAUCCAACGCGUCUUUGCCCGGCGGGGCAAGACGCCGCCGCGCUUCAUCUCGCCCGCCUCGCAGCUGCUCAUCACGUGCUGCCUGGUGGUCGUGCAGCUGCUAGGCGCGCUGGCGUGGUUGGUGGCCCGGCCGCCCCGCGCCCUGGUGGACUACGAGGAGCGGCGGACGCCGGAGCCCGGGCGCGCGCGGGGGGUGCUCAAGUGCGACACGUCGGAGCUGGCGCUCAUCUGCUCGCUGGCCUACAGCCUGCUGCUGAUGCUCACCUGCACCGUCUACGCCGUCAAGACGCGGGGCGUGCCCGAGACCUUCAAUGAGGCCAGGCCCAUCGGCUUGGCCAUGUACACCACCUGCAUCGUCUGGCUCGCCUUCAUCCCAGUCUUCUUCGGCACGGCGCGCUCGGCCGAGCGGGUGUCCAUCCAGACAGCCACGCUGAGCGUGUCGCUCAGCCUCAGCGCCACGGUGUCGCUGGGGAUGCUCUACGUGCCCAAAGUCUACAUCAUCAUCUUCCACCCGGAGCGGAACGUCCCCAAGCGCAAGCGCAGCUUCAAGGCCGUCGUCACCGCCGCCGCCGCCGUCAGCGGCCAACUGUCGCAGUUGGCGGCCGGGCGGCCCAACGGCCAAGCCAAGACGGAACUGUGCGAGCCCGGCGCGGUAGCGAGCAAAAGCGCCUCCGUCAGCUACGCCAACCACCGCAUCUGAAGCAGAGGAAAAACUGGGCGACCAAUCGUAGUUGUCGUUAUGCUGAUGUGACUCCAAUUUGCAAUCUUCUCUUUUGGAAACUGUACAAAUGGAAAUCAAGUGACGCAUGCUGUUUUUUAAUUUUUUGUCUUUUUUUUUUACAAAUGAGUCUGAUUAAACGAAAAAACACA